Molecule: messenger RNA, 3190 nt
Organism: Bursaphelenchus xylophilus (pine wood nematode)
Lineage: Eukaryota; Metazoa; Nematoda; Chromadorea; Rhabditida; Aphelenchoididae
Source: the annotation of a GenBank genome assembly
AUGACUCUCGGAUGCCUCAGGUAUGUUGAUAAUAUUCACCUGGAUAAAUUUUUAUUUAUCCUGCACUGUGCAUAAUUUUCUGUUACCUAUAAGUAUUUAUAAUUACCUAUAAGUGAAUUUCCCGGGCACCGAAAAUAAAAAUUACCUAUAAGUGAUUUAAAAAUCACUUAUAAGAACUUUUAUUUACUUAUAAAAACUUGAAGUUUUUAUAAGUAAAUAAAAGUUUUUAUAAGUGAUUUUGAGUUCCCUGUGAAGCAAGUUAUCCAUUUUUUCCGAAUUCGUUUUUCUUUUCGAGACCAUAAAUUUAGACGUUGCAAAAAUGUUGUAAAAUUUUUUUUGAGAAAAAUGAAAACAGAUUUUGCUCAUAGAUUAUGUUUUCAAGUCGCUCAUCUACAAUAGAAGCCCUUCAGAAGGCUGCCGAUCUCCACGGAUUUGCCCAGCUUCAAGGGAAUUCGGCUCAGACCUCUGAGAAUUACUCAAACCCGGAUUUUUUAACCUCAAUUACACUUGAUCCAACAAAUCCUUUGUACGACUACGAGGAGGAUGCGGACGAUGAGAAUAAUACAUCUGUAAAUCAAUUGAAGCUAUGUGUAAAGAAGAUUGCUGCGUUAGAAGGACAUCGAGAUGCGUUGUAUAAGGUAUGUCUAGAUGCAUAAAGUUAUAAAAUCAUUAGAACCUAGAUGAAUUGAAAGCCAAAUACAUAUCGGUUACGGAAAAGACGUCGCAGCUCCACAAUGCCUGUGAUCGGAUGAUGUCUGAGCAAACGCAAUUGGCGGCAGGAUGCGAACAGAUCAAAACGAAUCUUUAUUAUUAUCAGCAAUACGACUGGAUCAUAAAAGUAAGUAUUCGAAGCGCGUCUAUUAUUCUUUAGAAACUUCAAUCCACAAAAUUGUCUUUGACUGGAACUACUUUCACGCAAAUUCUUUCGGCAAUCCAUGAAUGUAUCACUUUCAUCAAGAACAAUCCAGAACAUCGAGAAGCGCCUGUGUUUUUGAUGAGGUAUGAACAAUGUAUAAGUAAGGCGUUGACAGCUAUCAAGGAAGGAGUCUUCUUGUUGUUGGAUCAGUGUAGACAAGAUGUUUUGGAAAGACAAAUGACAAGCGGGAACUAUGAGGAGGACACGUUUACUCUUCUUUAUGGAGUAUUUGGUUUGAAAGCCAAUUCUGUUAAGUAUGUGUUCCAGGGUUAUUACAGAUUCUCUCUUUAGAACGCACAUUUGUCUUGCCCACCAAUUUUUCGCUGAAUAUCAAGAAUACCAAUCGAUGUUCAUUGACUGUGAGACUGAAUACUUUGAUAUCAGGGACCGAAUGCUUCAGCCCGUUUUCAGUGCGACUUUGAAUAAUUUGAUGGAUAGACAUAAAGAUUCUUCAUGUUCUUUGACGAGAGAUGGUUGUCUCUUCCUUCUCAAAUUAUGUGAUGAUGAAUUUCGACUUUACAAGCAGUUCUUCAUGGUAGCCGAAGUGGAUUCGGUCGUGGAAUCAAUGGCUCCGAGGUUAGGCUAAAUCAAUUGGAUUGUUUUUGAAUUUAUCAUCUUUGUUUUUUUUGUGUUUUAGCCGCUCGAGUAUUCGCCGCUUCAGUUCAGUGAGCCGUGUAUCUCCGGUGAUCAAUGACUUCUGGGCCAGUGUGUCCUUGCAUUUCAACAAAUUCAUCGAAGGAAUUUGCCGAGUGUUCUACGACUCCCUGAGACCAUUAGUCAUCCAUAAUCAACAUCUGGAAACGCUGGCUCAACUCUGUUCAUUGGUUAGAGUCGAGAUGAUCGAAGAGCGUUGUGAAUCCGCUCAACCUCAAGACACAUUUGAAGCCUUGGUGAAUCCGAGAAGCGGGUUCACAGUGGUGAUGCGAGAAUUGGUCGGGGAUAUCGUGGAGAGGAUUGUCUAUAGGUACGCACACGAGAUGAAAGCCGGUAUAUUUUACGAUUUAGAGCUUCGAUAUUUGCUCGGAAUGAUCUUCUUUUCUACAAUGCGGCCGUGGGAGAUCUCCAAUAUCCGGAGAUAUUACUGAUGAUGAGGGAUAUCGAAAAGAAACAAAUUGAAAUAAAAGAGGAAUCAGCGAAUAAAGAAGAGCCUCAAGAACAGAGGAAUGCCGUCGACAGACAUUGCUUGUGGUAUCCGACAGUGCGGAGGACGGUACUCUGUCUGGGAAAGUUGUAUCGAUGCCUGGAGGUGAGCACCGAACACAAAUUGAGGAUGCUUGUAUUUCUAGGCAUAAAUUAUGAAUAUUAUAAGUCAAUUAUUUAGCCUUCCGUGUACGCCCAUGUGUCCCGGGAGAUCCUGGAUGCCUGUUGUCAAUCAUUGGAAGUGGCGGCCCAGAAGAUAAAAGACACCCCCAUCGACUCGGCCAAGGCCACUCUGAAGGGGCAAGGCCGUUCUCUAGAUGCCCAAUUAUUCCUCGUAAAACAUCUUCUGAUCCUUAGAGAACAGAGUGCCCCUUUCAAGGUUAACACUCUGUCCAAUUUGGGGGUGAAUGGUCCCGAAUCCCCCGACUCGAGUACUCUUUCACAGUUUAAUUACAGUUUGGACCUGAGUAAGUAUCGAGAGACAGUCGGGGAGUUGUUUCACGACCGUUCCAAACUCUUUGAGCUCAGUUCCAACAACGCCGUGCUUUCUUUUUUGAUAUCGGUAAGAGACUUUCGUGACGACAAUUUCUUAAAAUAUUUUUAGCCACCGGUCCAUAUUAGUGAAGUCCAAUUGGACAGCCGGAGGAUCCUCGAACAACACUUGAAGAAGCAUUGUCACAAACUGAUUCGGUUUGUCAUCGGAUUCUUGACUGGCCCGAUAAAAGAAAUCUUGGAGAAGAUAAAUGUAUGUUUUAAAAAUUUAAAGUUUUACUUGAUAUAAUUGUAGGAUCAACAACAAGAUGGACAGUUAUUAAACCAGAAAGAGGUGGGGGAAGGUUUGGGAGAAGCCUUCAAGAAUAUAAAACAGAACUGGGCCUCGGUAGUUUACAAAGAGAUUUUUUUUUUUUUUUGAUUACGCAAGGUUUUAACUAGAACUUGUUUUAGGUGCAAGCUGCUUAUAAAUUAUACAUAGGUGGGCGAGAAACCGAAGAAAUACUUCUGGAACCAGUCAGAAAAGGAAUACAGGAAGGAUUCGACAAGAUCCGAGACUACGUCUCUCAAAAGUUCACUCCCGAACAACAACAAAUUGCAUCGGUUCCUAACGCUGAACAGAUUUCUCUUCUGCUGACAUAA